AUGAGCAACUCUACACUCUCGAACGGCGUCCACGACGACAUCGACGGCGUCAAGCUGAAGCAGUCCCAAGGCGCCGCCGCCAACAGCAGCAUGCCCAUGACCAACGGUACCUACGAAGAAGACAACGAGACCUACGAAGACUCCUCGAAAGCCCUCUCCCUUCUCAAGUCCUACACCCACCGCGAUGGCAUCGACAUCGACCAGCUCAUGGACAACACGCAGAUCGGCGGUCUGACUUACAACGACUUCCUCCUACUUCCAGGCUACAUCGGCUUCCCUGCCAGCACCGUCGACCUAACCUCGAAGCUCACCCGCAACAUCACGCUCAAGACCCCCUUCACAUCUUCACCUAUGGACACGGUGACCGAGUCAAAUAUGGCGAUUCAUAUGGCGCUGCUGGGAGGCGUGGGUGUGGUGCAUCACAACUGCAGUAUCGAGGAGCAGGCGGAGAUGAUUAGGAAGGUGAAAAGGUUUGAGAACGGAUUCAUCCUGGACCCGAUCGUGAUUUCACCCAGCACAACUGUGGCAGAGGCGAGGGCCUUGAAGGACCGGUGGGGUUUUGGAGGGUUCCCGGUUACUGAGAACGGCACACUCCGAAGCAAGCUCGUUGGUAUAGUCACGCCCCGGGACACCCAAUUCCACCACAACGCAUCCUCGCCCGUUACAGAAGUCAUGAGCACAGACCUGGUCACAGCCAGAGAAGGCAUCAGCCUCAGCGAGGCAAACGACAUCCUCAGUCGCUCGAAGAAGGGCAAGCUGCCGAUCGUAGACGCGCAGGGCAACCUCGUCUCUAUUCUCAGCCGAAGCGAUCUGAUGAAGAACCUCCACUUCCCUCUGGCAUCCAAGGUUCCUGGUACCAAACAACUACUAUCCGCAGCUGCCAUCGGAACGAGAGAGGCCGACAAGGAUCGUCUUAGAGCGCUUGUGGACGCUGGCCUGGACAUCGUCAUCCUCGACAGCAGUCAAGGCAACUCGAUGUAUCAGCUGGAAAUGGUUCGCUGGAUCAAGCAGACCUACCCUCAGAUCCAAGUCGUCGGUGGCAACGUGGUGACUCGCGACCAGGCCGCUUCUCUCAUUGCAGCAGGUGUGGAUGGCCUUCGUAUCGGUAUGGGCGCCGGCUCCGCAUGCAUCACUCAAGAAGUUAUGGCAGUCGGCCGACCGCAAGCCACCUCCGUCUACCGCGUCGCCGAGUUUGCAGCCAAAUUCGGCGUCCCUUGCAUCGCAGACGGCGGCAUCCAGAACGUCGGCCACAUCGUCAAAGCCCUCUCUCUCGGCGCAAGCACCAUCAUGAUGGGUGGCCUCCUCGCCGCCACCACUGAGUCGCCCGGCGCAUAUGUCGUCGGCCCCGACGGCCAGCUCCGCAAGACCUACCGCGGCAUGGGUUCCAUCGACGCCAUGGAGGACAAGAAAGCCGCCGGCUCCACCCUCAACACCGCCACCGCCAAAGCCGCAAACACCGCCCAGAACGCCGGUACCGCGCGCUACUUUUCCGAAGGCGACAAGCUGCUCGUCGCGCAAGGUGUGAGCGGCAGUGUGCUGGACCGGGGCAGUAUUACGAAGUUCCUGCCGUACCUGAUGGCCGGGAUCCAGCACAGUCUGCAAGAUAUCGGAGUGCAGAGUCUGAAGGAGCUGCAGGCCGGUGUGAAGAGCGGGAAGGUGCGAUUCGAGUUCCGGACGGCGAGCGCGCAGGCGGAGGGGAAUGUGCACGGGAUGGUUGGGGUGGAGAAGAAGUUGUUUUCUUAG
Saxophila tyrrhenica is the source of this 1743-nucleotide messenger RNA. RefSeq names its product inosine-5'-monophosphate dehydrogenase (gene IMD1). Lineage: Eukaryota; Fungi; Ascomycota; Dothideomycetes; Mycosphaerellales; Extremaceae. The record is from RefSeq and is a predicted model, not a curated record. Gene Ontology annotation, molecular function: IMP dehydrogenase activity. Gene Ontology annotation, cellular component: cytoplasm. Bases 1 to 1743 code for a protein of 580 amino acids. The transcript is spliced from 2 exons. Gene Ontology annotation, biological process: GTP biosynthetic process.